This is a messenger RNA of Paraphaeosphaeria sporulosa, 2880 nucleotides long. Its product is annotated as cyclic nucleotide-binding domain-containing protein. Gene Ontology annotation, molecular function: protein-containing complex binding; protein binding. The transcript has 2 exons. Bases 1 to 2880 code for a protein of 959 amino acids. The record is from RefSeq and is a predicted model, not a curated record. Lineage: Eukaryota; Fungi; Ascomycota; Dothideomycetes; Pleosporales; Didymosphaeriaceae.
AUGCGCCGAUACAGGACAGGAGGCUCUGCAGGCGGCAGGGCCAAUGGCGGCGUCAUGGUGCCGGAUCCCUUCGCCAUGGUGCGCGCCUACGAGUCCGACACAAACCCCACCAGGCCCAUCCGCCCCUCGCCCCUCACCGCGUCCACCAUCCAGGGGCUGCCGCUGGAUCUGCUGGACAGGCUGCGCUCCUUCCCGCUGUUCCUCUCCGCCCCCGACACCUUCCUCGCCGCCGUGGGCAUGCACCUCAAGCCGCAGCUGUACCAGGCACACGACACCAUCCUCACCGAGGGCGAGCAGGGCAAGGCCAUGUACUGGCUGGUGCGCGGCUCCGUCCGCGUCACCUCGCGCGACGGAGAGAGCACAUAUGCAGAGCUGAAGCCCGGCGCCUUCUUUGGCGAGAUUGGCAUCCUGAUGAACAUCCCGCGCACCGCCACCAUCAUCGCCAGCACGCGCUCGCUGGUCGUGCGCCUGCACAAGGAAGCACUAGAAAAGGAACUCCCCAAGUUCCCCGAAGUAGAACAUGCCAUCAUGGACGAGGCCAAAGAACGCCUGGCCAUCCUCGAGCGUAAGAAGAAGGAGGUCGGCAGGAAGCCCGCCAUGGGGCUCGUGUCGCGACCCAUCAAGCGCACCAUAGACCGCGUCGAUGGGGAUGUAGUCAUGACCGAGCGGGGCUCCGUUCAAGACGGAGAAGUCAUAAGCCAAUACAAGAAGCGGAAAUCUCCGAGCCCAGGUCUCGCAGAUGUCGCAGCCAUGAGCGUUUUCGGCAACGGCAGUCUGCCUGUGAGACUGCUGCUCAAAGAACUGCCCCUAUUCUCGAGCCUGCCAUCCGAAAUCUUGCACUUCAUUGGUCUCAAUGCACAGCCCUGCCAUUUCCCGCCCUUCACCGACAUAAUCAAGCAGGGCACACAAGGACGCGACGUCUUCUUCAUCGUCAAAGGCGAGGUCGAAGUAGUCAACGCCCAACCACCCCUAGAAAAUGGACAUGCCACCAUGCAUAAUCGAAGAAACUCGAUUGCUGCAGGCGAGCAGAGCCUCCAGUCUGUCAAAGCCCGCCUAAGACCCGGGCAAUACUUUGGCGAGGUCACCAGUCUGUCGCUUGCACCUCUUCGCACUGCGACUGUUCGCUCUGUGUCGUCUGUUGAGUGUCUGAUGAUUAGCGGCGACAUUCUCAACCAGCUGUGGGAAAUGUGCGGCGCCGAUCUGCGUCGCCAGGUGGAGCAGGUCGCAAAUGAACGACUGAAAGCCGCCAAGGACACUGACACGCCCAUGGCCGACUCUACAGAGGCCCCGAAAAUCGAUUCCUUGAUCAUUGCUGACCUCAAAGCACCGCGGACACCUCGGAAAGGAAGUGUUCCGACAGUCACCUUCGAAGAUAUGCCGACCACAAUCGACAGUCCAUUGACGCCCUCACGGAGAGAGGAGAAGACGAUGGAGCCAUUUGAUCCGGAUCCUUUCCUCAACGUUGACCUCGACAACGUUCGCUCUCGAUCCCGAAGAGGCUCUCUCGCCCCGCCACCACCGGACUCUCCCACUGGCUCCUCCGUCAUUGUCCCUAAAUCACCCUCUCCAAGCUCGACUCCACUUUCGCCCUCUCCUUUGUUCAAGCAUACAACAACACCACCAGAAACCACUUUCGAAAUCAAAAGACCAAGAGUAAUGACCAGGAGGCCAAGUAGAUUCAACAAGGGGCUUUUACCUGAUUCCAUCAUCAUUGGAAUCUUCAAACAUCUGGACCUCUGCGAAUUGAUGCGCCUACGGCUUGUGACGACGCAUUGGAAACAACUCAUACUUACCUCUCCGGAUAUACUUCACACGCUAGACCUCAAGAAGCAUAAUCGCCGCGUAACAGAUCGCACAUUACAGGACAUCAUCUGCCCAUUCGUGGGCAAUCGCCCCACCUUUGUCGAUAUAAGCAACUGCUUCCACGUAACAGACGAAGGUUUCGCUGCGCUGGGAGCUACUUGUGCUCCCAACGUCAAGAUAUGGCGCAUGAAGAGCGUGUGGGACAUAACAGGGCCUGCCGUGCUCGACAUGGUACAAAAAGCAAAGGGGCUCGAAGAAGUGGAUCUGAGCAAUUGCCGGAAAGUGGGUGACAAUCUUUUGGCUCGUGUGAUCGGAUGGGUCGUCCCUGAACUGCCUGUGGGGAUGGCACAGGCACAGCAAGCGCAGAUGAAUCACCGGCGUUCGUUCGGCCAAAAAGGCGCCAAUGGGCAGCAGAUGCCGCAACCGCUGCCUCCAGGCACAGUCGUAGGAUGCCCGAAACUGCGACGGCUUACGUUGAGCUACUGCAAGCACAUUACAGAUCGUUCAAUGGCACACAUUGCAGUGCACGCAAGCCCCCGAAUCGAGCAGAUUGAUCUGACAAGAUGCACGACUAUUACCGACAUUGGCUUCCAACACUGGAGUGUGUACUCCUUCCCGCGGUUGACGAAGCUCUGUCUAGCGGAUUGCACAUACCUGACCGACAACGCGAUUGUUUACCUGACCAAUGCGGCCAAAGGGCUGAGGGAGCUGGAUCUGUCGUUCUGCUGCGCGCUCUCCGACACUGCAACUGAAGUCCUCGCCCUCGGCCUCCCCAUGCUCACCCACCUCAACCUCGCCUUCUGCGGCUCCGCCGUCUCCGACACAUCUCUCCGAUGCAUCUCCCUGCACCUCCUCGAGCUGCGCCACCUCUCCGUCCGCGGCUGCGUCCGCGUCACGGGCACCGGUGUCGAAGCCGUCGUGGAAGGCUGCAGGGACCUGGAGCUCUUCGACGUCAGCCAGUGCAAGAACCUGCAACGGUGGAUCGACGCAGGUGGUCCCGAGAGCGUGCGGAGCAGAGGACGAAAAGUCGUAUUUGAAACGGUUGCGGAUGGCAAGUGGAGGACCGCGAAGCGGUGA